GGUCUAUGCGAAAGUGAAACUUGCAAAAGUAGGAAGUGAGAGCAGGGCGCCGGAGCUGCUGAAAUGGCGACGGGACAGGAGCUGGAAAACCUGAAGAAUGAGUCGAUGUGCUCGAUCUGCCUGGAUUUCUACCGGGAGCCGGUCACGGUGGAGUGCGAGCACAUCUUCUGCCGCGCCUGCAUCCUCCAGCACUGGGAGGCCGAGGAGCUUCGGGGCGCCUCCUGCCCGCAGUGCCGGCGGCAGCUCGGCCAGCCGACGUUCAAGGCCAGCCGCCUGGCCGCCAGCAUGGUGGCCAGUGUGCGGGGGCUGCUGGAGGGCCGCAGGCAGCAGGAAGGGGGCGGCGCCCAGUGCCCCGAGCACGAGGAGAAGCUCAAGCUGUACUGCGAGGACGACCAGAGAGCCAUCUGCCUGGUGUGCGCCAUGUCCAGGGUUCAUAAAGACCACACCGUCAGACCCAUAAAGGAAGCAGCUGAGCUCUACAAGGAAAAGCUACAGGGAGAGAUGGAUUCUCUACUGAAACAACUUGAAGAAAUACAGGUUGUAAUGGGUGAAGACACGGAGAACCUAAAGAGGCUGAAGAAACGAGCGAGCAGCGUGCGGUCAAGAAUUGAGGUUCAGUUUGACGAAAUGCAGCAGUUCCUGAGCAACGAGAAGCUCGCUCUGAUGACAAAGCUGGAAGAGAAGGAAAAAGCCAUAACGCAGAAGAUAGAAGAAAACAUGAAGGAAUUGUCAGACAAAAGCUCAUCAUUUAACCAGGAGAUAACUGAUAUACAGCAGAGACUGUCCGUGCAAGAUGUGGAUUUAUUGCUGCAGAAUCCCACCCCCAUUGUUGAAAGAUCAGGCGGCGAAUCUGGAAAUGCAUGUAGUGUUUCUGUUGAUCUGACCCUGGAAGAGUUCUGUGGCCCUCUACAGCACAUAAUUUGGAAUCAGAUGUUCAAGGUUCUCAACCCAGCUCCAGCUGCUUUGACACUCGAUGAAGGAAUGGUAAACAGAAGCCUCUGCCUGCUCAAUAUGAUGAUGUAUCACAGUAGGCAUUAUAUUUUUAACGACAUGUUGGAUUUCGAAUGGCCAAGCAUCCUGGGGCCUGAGGGAUUCACAUCAGGAAGACACUAUUGGAAAGUGGCAUUGGUAAAUAACACAAGCUGGUGCUUGGGUGUGGCUUAUCAGUCCGUGCCUGGGAAGGACAACUCUAAACAGGAACCUGCUACUGGGUUUUGGGCUAUUAUGGGUCAACUGUUCGACGGACACUGUGAAGCUAUGUCCUCGCCUCCUACACUUCUGCCUCUGAAAGCGGGAUUAAAGGAAGUUGGUGUUUACCUGGAUUACGAGGAAGGACAAGUGUCAUUUUACAACGCUGAUGACAUGUCUCACCUGUACACGUUCACUGACACAUUCACUGAGAAACUGCACCCUUACUUGAGCACCAGUGGGAAGAAAGCACGGAGAGGUAAGAUGUAGCUCUCACCAAGACCCCAAAGACACGGAAAGGUUCUUAUUUUAAAUAGUUGCCCGAAUCUUCCGAAGCCCAGGGCAGUGGAAUCUGGAUUUAAAUCGGUGUUGUACAUCAGGACCAUGCAGACAUCCCGACACACUCGCGCGCGCGCUGUGAUUUCCCGAGAGGUUUAAACUUUCAGUGGGUUUACUUGCGCUGCCACAGGCAAUACCCACAUGCUUCUGACCCUGAGCUCAGGGUUGGCGGAUUUACCUGGAUACUCACCCCUGGAAAUGUUCCACAGUUUAAUCCCUGGUGUAAUUCAAAGAUUAAUCAGUGUAAAUGAACUGAGAACCACAACUGGAUCCAACUCAAACCUCUACUCCCCUGUCCUGAUGAGCCAUGUGACCCGACUCGAAUAUCCACCCGACCCAACUAUCCCACUGACCCAAAUCAGCUUGACUGCCUCCCCGACUCGACCUGAUCUGACUACCCACCCACCCACUCACCCACCCACUCAUUGAAAGACUUGUGACCUUUAAAAUCUUACCUGAAUGUGGCAGCUAAUGCCGUAAAACGUCCUCCCCUUAGUCCGUCGUCUCCUGCGCUCGCCGGUCUUGCCCUGGAGAGUCUGCGCUGGUCUAUCUCCUGCUGCAGCUGGAAUCCAAAGUCCUGGCUGAAAACGCGCAAUAUAGGGCAGGGUCCGCCUCGGCCGCGCUGGGGAAGGGAAAUUCCGGCCAUAAUCACAGCCCCGAAAACUUCACGGGCGUUGGCGAUGUGGCCAGCAUUGCCGCCUUUGAAGACCUGGGCCCCUUAUGUUCAGAUCGUGGCAAAUGCUUUCAGGGUCGGAAUGUUAAGAAAAGACUUGGCUUUUAUCUGACUCGGGACUUUUUGAAAUGCAGCCACUGUUGUAAAUGUAGGAAACGCGACAAAUUUAAUGUUGUGCAAAGCAACCUGGCAGCCAACAACGGCUUGAUAGUGACCAGAUAACCUGGGGCAGGAUUUUUAGCUUGGCGCGCAGGCGUGCGCCCGACCCGCUCGAGCAUAAAAUAGCGCGCGGGCGCGUGCACGUGCACCCUGACCUCAUCCUGCGCUCGGGAGAUAUUUUGGUCAGCGGGCACGUGCGUAAGUCGGAAGCGCGCCAGCCGACAACCAAGAGGGCAAUUAAGCCCAUUGAAGUUCCACUUGUCCCCGAUUAUUUUUCCUGGUCCGUCCGCCCUUGGGGUUGGCGGACGGGUAAAUCCGCCAGGACAGUCUUUGCAUUUUUGAUGAAAUUUCAUCCAAGGGGGGUUUCCGUUACUAAUUUUUUUUUUAAAAUGGUCUGAAUUUUCACCAUCGAGAUGUUCAGGUGACUGAUUCUGACCCGUGGACGUGUUUUUUCUGGAUGUUAACGUCUUUAUUGUUUGCUUUUAAAUUCCUCAGCUCCCUGAGGCACCUUUCUGCCCUCGGGGAGCUUUCGUUCCGUGCCCGCCAGCGCUUGCAUCUGCGCCCACCCUCUUCCCGCCCUCACCCCGGCAGUGCCAUGCAUUUCAGCCCACGUUUCAAGCUGGCUGGGCAUUAAUUGGCCACUCCCGCGCCGAUCGAGCCCACCCACCUAACUAAAAUUCUUGCCCCUCUUCUAUUUUUUUUAAACAUGACGUUGGUUGGGAGCUAAAUAUAUGCUAGGGCACCAUGAAGAACUCUCCUAAUAGGUAUAAGAACAUGUCGUCAGACCCCAUCGGAGUUUGCAAUGGGGACUCACUGACACUGCUCGCUCUCUUUCAUAAAGCAGGAGCCCUGUGGCAUUCCCCGAGGAUUCACAUGGUAGAAAUUGGGGGAGAGAGAGAGAGAGAGAGAGGAUGGGGAGGGAGAAUGUGUGGGUACACAAAAUGAGGAGAGAAUGAUUGCAUUAGGGAACUCUCAAAAUAAUAUUCCUCCGCAUGUUUUAGUUAAUGUAAAUACCAAGUAUAAUAAGAUCUUUUCAGGCUGUUAAGAGCAGAGGGUGGCAUGAAGAGUGGGGUCUUCCAUUUGAAAUAUUUCCCAAUCAUAUGUUACUUUCAUGUGUGUUUUUUUCUCAGAUGUAUUAACUAAUUUGCAAAUUGAUUCAUGGGAAAUCUUCAAGGCUUGUAAUUGAACUGCUAUCUUUGAUUAUUCUUGAAUAAACAACAUUUAUGGGAAAAU
Molecule: messenger RNA, 3592 nt
Organism: Carcharodon carcharias (great white shark)
Lineage: Eukaryota; Metazoa; Chordata; Chondrichthyes; Lamniformes; Lamnidae
Product: E3 ubiquitin-protein ligase TRIM39-like
Exons: 6
Coding region: 64-1458 (464 amino acids)
Molecular function (GO): protein binding; zinc ion binding
Source: RefSeq, a predicted model, not a curated record